ACAAAAUGAGAAGAAUAGUUGACAUUGGUUGAAAUAAAUAUUCUGUUUCAGUAGAGAAGCUGUGGGAAAGAAGAAUUCUGUUACAUUUCUUCUCCGACGCUUUCUCCGUCAUGUCUCCUUCCAAACUCGAUUUGUGCCCUUCUGUAAAGAACAUGCUGCUUCUGGAUUCUGAUGGAAGACGCGUGGCAGUGAAGUAUUUCUCAGAUGAAUGGGCAACCAAUAGUGCAAUGGAAGCUUUUGAGAACCUUGUAUUCAGCAAGACUCAGAGGACAAAUGCUCGCAAUGAAGCGGAGAUAAUAUUGCUUGAGAAUCACGUUGUUGUCUACAAGUUUGUCCAAGAUCUUCACUUCUUUGUCACUGGAGGUGACGAAGAAAACGAGCUUAUACUGUCCUCAGUUCUGCAGGCAUUUUUUGAAUCUGUUAACCUCCUGCUCAGAGGCAAUGUCGACAAGAAGGAAGCACUCGAGAACCUGGAUCUCAUUCUAUUGUGCAUUGAUGAAAUUAUUGACGGCGGCAUUGUUCUUGAAACUGAUCCAAAUGUUAUAGCUGGGAAAGUUGCAAGCAAUAGUGUCGAUUCUGGAGCUCCUUUGUCGGAACAGACACUGAGUCAAGCAUUGGCCACAGCUAGGGAACAUCUUGCAAGAUCCCUUCUUAAAUGAAACACAUGAAAUUUGGCAAUGAAGAACAGUUAUACUUUAGCUUUUCCUAGAUCUGAUUUUAAAAAUCUUACUUCAUACUGCAUUCUCAAACUUGAAUACCGAUGUUACUUGUGCUGUGAUUGUGAAAAUUAGUUUUGACAUGCAAAUAGAUUCUCGAACUUGAAUACCCGAUGCGAAUAGAGUUUUUAGCACUUA
Messenger RNA from Trifolium pratense (red clover), 854 nucleotides. RefSeq names its product coatomer subunit zeta-1-like. Gene Ontology annotation, biological process: intracellular protein transport; retrograde vesicle-mediated transport, Golgi to endoplasmic reticulum; intra-Golgi vesicle-mediated transport. Lineage: Eukaryota; Viridiplantae; Streptophyta; Magnoliopsida; Fabales; Fabaceae. The coding region runs from base 111 to 659 and encodes 182 amino acids. Gene Ontology annotation, cellular component: COPI vesicle coat. The transcript has 6 exons. The record is from RefSeq and is a predicted model, not a curated record.